This is a messenger RNA of Microthlaspi erraticum, 1359 nucleotides long. The record is from the annotation of a GenBank genome assembly. NCBI's taxonomy places the organism in Eukaryota, Viridiplantae, Streptophyta, Magnoliopsida, Brassicales, Brassicaceae.
AUGGCUUCUGCUCCAGUUUCCUUCUCUGAAUUGAAAGCCGGCCGCAACUCGCCGUCAAUCGUUGCUAGGCUCCUCCGUUUCUGGGAGGCCCCGUCAAUUAACGUUUCCCGGCUUAACACUUUCAAGCACCUCCUUAAUAACGGCGCCAUCUAUGCGCUUAGUGGGUUCGACGUCACCAGGAGUAACUCACAUUUCAAGUUAUGUGAUUCCCCUGUUUGCAUCCGCUUCACAGACAACACUUCCUUCGAAGAAGCCCCUGAAACUAAUUUCUCAAUACCAACCGAGAUGUUCCGGUUCAGAAAUCAUGAUCAACUCCUCGCAUUGGCUAACACAAACUCCGAACUCCCAGACAUAAUCGGCGAGGUGACCUCCAUCAAGACAGUCAUAAAUGAAGCCACAAACAUCCCCGAUCGAGUCAUGGCCCACAUUCGUCUGGCGAGUGGCCGCUCUGUAUGCCUCACUUCAUUUGAUGGUUUGGCGGACAAGCUGGACCGGAAGUUGCAAAACACAGGAGAAGUACCAAAAGUGAUGCUAGCAACCACCAUCAACCCCAAAUCCAUUGGAGGGAAGCUGUUCUUAAACGCCACAUCUGGCACCCACUUUUAUUUUGAUGACGAACUCCAGGCUACUAGAAAGUUUACACAAGCGCUAGGAGGCAACACCGGUGUCCAUAUGUCCAACGGAACGAGGUACGACCGUGUGCAGAAGCUGGAGACCGUCACUAUUGCGGAGCUAAAUGAUUACCUUCUCAACCGGUUGACUUCCUAUGCGUUGCCGAAAUCAAGGGCGUGUAGACUAAAAACGGAUGGUCUUACAUGUCAUGCUCAAAGUGUUCGCGGAAACUACUUCGGGGAAUUUCAUCAUUUAACUGUACUGCCUGCCACGAUCCCAACGCUGUUGCACUCAUCAGACACAGGCAACACCGCCGUCUUCGUAGCCUUUGAUACCGACAUGACCAAGCUGACAAACAUGAGUGCCUCUGACGCUGCUGCUAUAACUACACCAGAAAUCAUCACAGCCAUGGUCGGCAAGACUUUCACAUUCCAAAUAAAAGUAACAGAGUACAAUUUCACGUCAAACCAUCAAGCCUUCACCACUUCCCGUAUUUACGAAACCAAAGAUGCUCUUCCUACUCCAACUUUUGCCAACCAGGUGGAGGCGACUGGACCUGCUAUAGCCGGCAUCCCUCCUGUUGUCGAAUACCCUGAGGAGAACAGAGAAACUCCAGACGGACAGCUGCCUGACGGUGGAAGUACUAGUAACGCCUCAGUGAGUGAUCAGGCACUGGCAACUACAGAAAAAAAAAGCAAAGAAGGCCCGGAGGGGAUAGAGGCAGAGGGGAACAACUCCGUUCCUUAA